AUGCAUCAGCUUGCUCUAAGUGCUGCCGGACGAGAGAAGUUAUCCAAGCUAUUCACAUUGAAUCCACAGUGGACUCAAGAGACUAAUCUAACCAGCACAGAUUUGCAGUACUUCUUCUCUAUUAUAUAUUCUCAAUUCCAAGGCGCCGUGCAGUAUAGUGGAGACAACAGAAAGGGAUAUGCUGAUGGUCAUGGUAUACCGGAUAUGUGCACCAUCAUGACCAACGAAAGUAACACUCCUAUCGAGAACAUCGCAAAAUUCAACGAGUACAUGACGAUUUUCUACUCGGUGAGAGCGCCUAUCAAGAUUUAAAC
Molecule: messenger RNA, 314 nt
Organism: Strongylus vulgaris
Lineage: Eukaryota; Metazoa; Nematoda; Chromadorea; Rhabditida; Strongylidae
Source: the annotation of a GenBank genome assembly